CUAUCACUGCUUCGCUCGUCUAUGCUCCUUCCUAUUACUGAUUCCCGCCGCUGCACUCCUGUGGCGUGGUACAUCACUAAAUUUUAUUUUCAAUUUUAUGCUUUUUUACAGGGAAUACCAAUAAUAAAAAUUUGCAUUUAUUGCAAUCUCCGUUAGAGCACAUCCCCCAAGUCCCAGCCCCUCUUCGUGCGAAUCCUCCCACUCACCACUCACUCACUCCCUUUCCCUAGGGUUUAGCGGUGCUCUUGUUGCAAGCUGGAGCCGUCUCCCAUUGCAUUGCAGCAAUCUAUUUUUGGAGAAAACUUGCACAGGAAGGCGUUAAAGCGUGUUUUAACAAACACUCGCCACCUAUGGAUUUUUUCAAGCAGUUCACAAAUGCUCACAAACCCAAUGCCAAGAAUGUCACGACAGAUCAACCAACGCCCCAGUCAGUGGAGACCAAAAAUGGGUGUGCUGAUGUAUUGAGCAAAUCAAUUAAUGUUGAUUCUACCAAUGCUGCAAGUGAAGACGAUGAUGAUGAUUUCAUCACAAAUGAAGUGAAAAGGAGGCUGAAAGAGCUGCGAAGAAACAGUUUCAUGGUGUUGAUACCUGAGGAAACAACCCCUGCUGAUGAGGAAGAGGAGGAGGAAGAGGGAGGGACAAGCUCUAAUGAAUGGAGGGACGUUGAGGCAGAGGGGCGGCAGUUUUGGUCUGGUUUUGAUGCUGUGUAUGAAAUAUAUUGUGAGCGCAUGUUGUUUUUCGAUCAAUCGAGUGCUCAACUACUUCUAGAAGCGGGUUCUGGUGUUAUUUCUUCUCCAUCACCAAGAUCUGGAUCUAAAAAGCUUGCUUCUCCCUUUCGAUGCAUUUCCUUGAGAAAAUUUGAGGAAGAUGGAGAGGAAGUCCAAAGCUUGUGCUAUCAAGUGAGUGACAAAUAUAAUGACCUGGAAACUGCAUAUGUAGCUCAAGUGUGCUUGACUUGGGAGGCUCUACACUCCCAAUACACACAAUUUAGUCAGAAGAUUUCUUGCCAAGCUGAGAGUCCCACCUCCUACAACCAUAGUGCUCAGCAGUUUCAGCAAUUUCAGGUCUUAUUGCAGAGAUUCAUUGAAAAUGAACCUUUUGAGCCAGGCCCAAGGCCACAAAUCUAUGCUCGGGCAAGAAAAUCAUGGCCAAAAUUGCUCCAGGUUCCAAAGAUUCAAGCAUCUGAAGAGAAAAGCACAGGUGGAGAAGAGGCUCCGAACCUUUUGGUUGCUGCCAUGGAUUUAAUUAGAAUAAUUGAAAGCUCCAUCUUAAGUUUCCAUCAAUUUGUUAAGACGGACAAGACAAAAUCAGGAGUUGCACGUCAUGUAUUUGGAAAUCAGAACCAGUUGGGUACCCCAGUUCAGCUGUCUCUUGAGAGGAAAGCGGGGAAACUGAAGGAGCUGUGGAAUAGAAGCAAGAGUUGUAAUAAAAAGAGAAGUUGGCCUAGCACAAGACAGGGUGCAGAGGUGUUGCUUGCACUGGUUGAUGUAAAGGUGGUGCGGAGGGCCGUGCAGAUGCCGAGAAUUAGCAAAGAGCAAUUGUUCUGGUGUGAAGAAAAAAUGAAGAAAUUGGGCUUGCCGGAGGGCAAGUUGCAAAGAGACCCCUCCCCCAUCCUCUUUCCUUGCUAGUCGUUUUUUUCUUUUCCGGUGAAAGAUGAUGGGCAGAUAGUAAGAAACUUAUUAAUUGAACUGCAAGAUGCUAGCAGGUUGUUCGUUUUCUAGAUGUGGGUGAUGUUUUGGUUUUGCUCCGGCGAAGCAUUGGCAAGAAGAUGUGAGAGUGGAGCAUUAGGUUGAAGUGCUCUCUAUCUCUCUCAACCAAAGUAAGUACCUACAAGACUGCAUAUAAACUAAUGAUGUAAUGAAAAUGAAUGAAUCUUCGAUCCA
Messenger RNA from Andrographis paniculata, 1883 nucleotides. RefSeq lists its product as uncharacterized. The coding region runs from base 351 to 1628 and encodes 425 amino acids. The record is from RefSeq and is a predicted model, not a curated record. The transcript is spliced from 5 exons. NCBI's taxonomy places the organism in Eukaryota, Viridiplantae, Streptophyta, Magnoliopsida, Lamiales, Acanthaceae.